GAAUCUCCGCCCUGGGCUGAGUGACAGCUAGUUCGGUAAAUGACAACUGCAUGCAAGUAGGAAGGAAGCCAUAUAUGGGCAUGGAAGUGGGUGUGGCGAAGCGAGCCUGCGGGGAUCACAAGACGACAGCAGAGGGAGAGGGAAUGUGUUGUUCGAGACACACAGCGAAGACCAAUGUGCGUGCUUUUGUGCAAUCCUAGUGCAAUAAUAACGUGUAAGAGGCGGAAGGACCGCGCCGUCGCCUCCACGCCGCUGCAGAUCAGCGCUUUAUCUCCGUGCGGGUAGCUCUCUCUCUCUCCCUCUCUCUCUCUCGCCCCCCUUCGUCCACUACUGCUGAGAUCGACGCACCUAAAAGCCAGCGGGGGUAAAAAAAAAGUGAAAAGUGAAGUCAGCAGUGCAUGAGUCAAGCCCGGGGAUGCAUGCAGUCAUCCCGUCGGGCCUGCAGGGCGGACCUGCGUGCUGCAGACUGCGGUGCUCCGAGCACCCCUCCGCGGUGAGCGCAGGUGUCGCCCCUGAAUGACAACACAUGGAUCCCAUCGGCACGGCCCUCCACAGGUCAGAGGUCAGCGGGUAGUCUUCAAAGAGCCAGCCAGUGGCGGUCCUUCUGAGUCGACCCCCGCCGGGCCAUCCGAAGGGGGGGGGGGAGGUCGCACUCUGACCUUCCGAGGCAGUCAACCCCACCUGUGGGAGUACCCCACCAGCAGUUUUUAAAAUAUAUCGCUAUUCUUUCUGCGUGAGUUAUUCCUUUUUUGUGCAGCGCAAGAAGACACAGGGAGGAUAUUAAGACGUGGUUAUUACCGCCGUGUCAGGGGUUGUUUUGUUGACACACACCCCCCCCUGCACACCCAACACCCCGCCGCUGAAGUCCCCCCCCCCCGCCCACCCUGGUUCCUGCAUGCCCGCCAUGAGUGUGCCGGUCCAGCAGAAAGCCAGCAGCACCAAGAGAACCGGCAAGCGCAUCACGUUCUUCAGCGACCAGGGCCCGGGCAUGAAGGAGGCCUCCCAGCUCGCAGAGGGACCCUCCUACUACAGCCUGACGGGCCGGGACCCCGCGCCCCCCCAGGGCCCGGACGGCUCCGCCGGCAACGCCCCCCCCGCCAACGUCCCCGCCAACGUCUCCUCCGGCGCCGCGGUCGAGGUCCCGGCCCACAUGUACCUGAGCUCGGUGAUCUUCAGCCCGGAGAAGGGCUCGGACCAGAGCCGGGGGCACUACCAGCAGACGCUCCCCAUGAAGUGGUCCCACCAGGACGCCGGCCCCCUGCAGCAGCAGCCGGCCCCCCAGCCGCCCCCCCCCUCCGCCCAGCCGCAGCCCCAGCUGCAGCGGACGGUGCCCUGGUCCACCAUGGCCAACUGGGGCCCCAACCUGGCCAACUACCUGGGGGGCGGGGCGGAGGCACGCCCCCAGGGGCCCCCCGCCGCCAAGACCGCCGUGCACGAGCCCCCCCCGGGCCUGCAGCCGCCCCCGCCCGCCAGCAGGGCGAUGGACAAGCCCCCCAUGGGGGCCAACCCCCCCGCCGAGGCCUACAGGGAGGCGUCUAAGGCCCGGGGGCUGGACUGGGAGCAGCAGUACCACCCCCAGGCCCAACACCAGGCCCCGGCCCUGGUCCACCUCCAGGGCCAGGCCCAGACUCAAGCCCUGCCCCAGGUCCAGGCUCUGCCCCAGGCUCUGCCCCAGGCCCAACCACAAGCCUUCCCACCGCCCCUCAAACCGGGGGCGCUGAACCCCCCGCAGCACGGUGGCCCCCAGCCCGGCGGCGGCGGCGGCGGCGGCUGCAGCUCGGUGCUGCAGCCCUUCCAGCUGGCCUUCGGUCAGCCCAAGCAGCACCUGGCCGGCUACUACCACACCUUCCCCCCGGGGGCUCGGACCACCCUGCCCAACCUCAACUACUCCACGCAGGGCAAACCGCCGCAUCAGCUGCAGCCCCUCCAACCGCAGAACCAGGAACAGGCAUGUCAACAACAACAGCAACAACAACAACAGCAGCAGCACCAACACAUCCUCCAGCAGCUGCAGCAGCAGCAGCAGCAGCAGCAGAUCCUUCAGCGGCAGAAGCAGCUGCAACACAUGCAGCAGCAGGAGCAGCAGCAGCAGCAGCAGCAGCAGAAGCUCCAGCAGCAGCACAGCAUCCAACAGCAAAUGCAACAUCAGCAGUUGCAGCAGCAGCAGCAGCAGCAGCAGCAGCAGCAGCAGCAACAACAAAACCCUUGCGCGCACGACUAUUACAGCAGUGCUCAGAGCGCACGCCCCCUGCCCCAGCCCCAGCCCCCCGCGGCGCUGGUCCACUCCCAGGAGCCUCUACCCCCAACGCUCCCCGAGAGCCAGGAGCCACUCAUACAGGACAUCACCCCGGAGCCCCAGCAGUCCCCGCUGUCGGAGCCUUCGCUCCAGCCCCGGUCCCAGGCCCAGAACCAGGCCCACAUCCAGACCCAGGCCCAGACCCAGGCCCACAUCCAGACCCAGGCCCACAUCCAGACCCAGGCCCAGACCCAGGCCCACAUCCAGAUCCAGGCCCAGAACCAGGCCCACAUCCAGAUCCAGGCCCAGAACCAGGCCCACAUCCAGAUCCAGGCCCAGACCCAGGCCCACAUCCAGGUCCAGACCCAGGCCCACCAGCCCCCCUCCCUCCAAGCCCAGACCCAGUCCUACCAGCCCCCCUCCCUCCAGCCCCCCUCCCUCCAGGCCCAGCCUCGCCGGUCCCGCAGGCUCUCCAAGGAAGGGGGCGCCCCGUCGGACCUCAACCCCUUCCUGUCGACGUCGGAGCAGCAGCCGGGCCAGGCCCCGCCCCCCCCGGCCCAGGGCUCGCAGAACGGCCGCUCGCCGCCCUGCCUGCAGGCGGCCCCCACCGGGGUGAUCCAGAGCACGCGCAGGAAGCGCCGCGUGUCGCAGGAAGUCAACCUGGAGACGCUGGCGCAGAAGGCCUCGGAGAUGGAGUCCCUGCCGCCGCACAUCGUCAAGGAGCCCCCCCGGCCCUGGAGCCCGGCGGAGGCCUCGGGGGCCCCGGGCCCCGACAGCCUGCUGCCGCUGGUCAUCCCCGUCUCGGUCCCCGUCCGCCGGCCGCAGCCGUGCCCCCGGUCCUCGUCCUCCUCCCCCGAGCGGGACGGCGGGGGGGGCCCCGGCUGCGUCUGGGGGCCCGGCCGGCCCGGCGGGGGCCCCCAGGAGGGCGGGGGCCCCGCGGACCACAAGCCCUCGGUCAUCGUCACGCGGCGACGGUCGCUACGGAACUCGCCGUCGGAGAGCUCGGGACAGAACGGCGGCGGCGGCGGCGGGGAGGGCGAGCGCGACGACGACGGCGGCGUGAAGGCCAAGUCGAAGCGGCGGCCGCGCCCCGAGCCGCUCUUCAUCCCGCCGCCCAAGCCGGGGCUGUUCGUGGUGCCGCCGUGCUACGCCUCGCUCACGCCGUACCAGAGCCACCUGCGGUCGCCCGUGCGGCUGGCGGACCACCCGCUGGCCUUCCCGCCCUACACGCCCCCCCCCAUCCUCAGCCCCGUGCGCGAGGGCUCCGGCCUCUACUUCUCCACCUUCCUGUCGGCCGCCGCCGGGGUCUCCGUGGCGACGGGCGGCGGCCAGGGGCUGCUGAUGCCCACCACGCCCAAGACCGCCACGCGGAGCCUGCUGCGCUCCAACAGCUGUGACAUCACGCCGCCCGUCCUGUCGGCCAUGAGCGAGGUGACCCCGGUUAGCAUCGAGCCACGUAUCAACAUCGGGUCGCGCUACCAGGCGGAGGUCCCGGAGCUGAGGCAGAGGACGGCCGUGCAGCUGGACCCCAACCGGGCGGAUCUGGUCUGUGCUCCUCUCUGCCUGCUGGACGCACUGCCCGACACACACAAGAAAGUCGAGGACCUCAUGCACCUGGCGUGCUCCAGCGUCGUGCCCGGUGGGGGGACCAAUCAGGAGCUGGCCCUGCACUGCCUUUACCAGGUCAACGGCGACAUCAUGGCCGCCGUGUCCCUGCUGAUGCUGAGCAGCCCGCUGUUCCCCAAGGCGCACCCCCUCUCCGACUACCACUACUCAGGUUCAGACAGCUGGACGGCCGCGGAGAGACACCAGUUCAACAGGGGCAUCGCCGCGCACAAGAAGGACUUCUUCAUGGUGCAGAAGCUGGUGGUCUCCAAGACGGUGGCCCAGUGUGUGGAGUACUACUACACCUACAAGAAGCACGUGAAGAUCGGCCGCAACGGGACGCUGCUGUACGGGGAGGCGGGGCUUAACGAGGGCCGGGCCAAUGAGGCGGAGCUGGACAACAAGGGGUCCCGAGCGCCGGAGUCCCGGAAGGACGAGGACAACAGGAAGUGGGAGGGGUCUGCGGACAGGAAGCGGGAGCUCAGCCCGCCCCGGCUCACGCACCACGCGCUGUCAGCCUCCGAUAACGCCCGAGCGGUUCUGGUCCUGAAGGGGCAGGAGGGAGACCACCCCCUCCAGCACCCCUCCCUCUCCCGGGCCGUCCCCCCGCCUCACCCCGCCCCCCCGCCGCCAAGCUCCGCCCCCUCCAAGCCACGCUACGACGCCGGCGGACGCAAGGCGGCGGCGCCGGCCGCGGUCAAGGUCCCGCCCAAUCCGGAAGGAGAGUUCCCCUGCAAGAAAUGCGGCAGGGUGUUCUACAAGGUGAAGAGCCGCAGCGCCCACAUGAAGAGCCACGCGGAGCAGGAGAAGAAGGCGGCGGCCCUGCGGCUGCGGGAGGCGGAGGAGCGCGCCGCCGCCGCUCACAGCGCCGCCCUGCUGGCCGCCCGGCAGCACAACGGCACGCGGCCGGCGGGGGCCGGGGGCCGCGACAGCAGCGGCGAGGACUCCAGCGGCGGCGAGGACGAGGACGAUGGGGCCGACGUGGACUGGCAGUGAGGUCAACCGGGGGGGGGGGGGGGGGGACACACGCACGAACAGACGCACACGCGGGACAACACAGGACUCAUGGAUGGGGGGGGGGGGUUGUCUUAUUUCGGACGGCCCCUCCUCCCACGGCCACCUGAUCAGGGACAGGUUUACCCCCCCCCCCCCCCCACCGGGCAUUACGGACCUUAGACCUUGUUGGGAGAUGGAUCUGCCCCCCCCCCCAGGAACUCUAUGAUGUCAUCGCGGGCCGCCACCCCAAAGCACUUUGUUCUUCUUUUUUUUUCCUUUUUUGGUAACCGAGACUUAAGCGGUGGCGUUGCCCACGGCGACGCCUUGUUGUCAAACGUACGGCCAUUUUAAAAAGUUUGUAAAUGUUUGCUCUUUUUUUUUACCAACGGCGACACGUGAACCACUCCUCUUCGUCUCCGGGGGCAACGGAUUACUGAAGAAGAAGAGGAGGAGCGAUGGAAGGAGUGAUAGAAGGAGUGAUGGAAGGAGUGAUAGAAGGAGUGAUAGAAGGAGUGAUGGAAGGAGUGAUAGAAGGAGUGAUAGAAGGAGUGAUAGAAGGAGUGAUAGAAGGAGUGAUAGAAGGAGUGAUGGAAGGAGUGAUGGAAGGAGUGAUACGAGGGAAGGAGUGAUGGAAGGAGUGAUAGAAGGAGUGAUGGAAGGAGUGAUGGAAGGAGUGAUGGAAGGAGUGAUGGAAGUGAUGGAAGGAGUGAUGGAAGGAGUGAUACGAGGGAAGGAGUGAUGGAAGGAGUGAUAUGAGGAGUGAUAUGAGGAGUGAUAGAAGGAGUGAUACGAGGGAAGGAGUGAUAGAAGGAGUGAUGGAAGGAGUGAUGGAAGGAGUGAUGGAAGGAGUGAUAGGAGUGAUGGAAGGAGUGAUUUGAGGGAAGGAGUGAUAUGAGGAGUGAUAUGAGGAGUGAUAGAAGGAGUGAUUUGAGGGAAGGAGUGAUAGAAGGAGUGAUAUGAGGAGUGAUACGAGGGAAGGAGUGAUAGAAGGAGUGAUGGAUGCUGCUGACUGUUAUUUUCUCUUCCUGCUUGGCACUGCCAGACGUUUUCUCGUGGACGCAUGACGCACUCCCUCAGCCCGCUGUCCUCGAUCCUCAUUGGUCGGUCCCCCACUCCCUCAGCCCGCUGUCCUCGAUCCUCAUUGGUCGGUCCCCCACCCCCUCAGCCCGCUGUCCUCGAUCCUCAUUGGUCGGUCCCCCACUCCCUCAGCCCGCUGUCCUCGAUCCUCAUUGGUCGGUCCCCCACUCCCUCAGCCCGCUGUCCUCGAUGCUCAUUGGUCGAUUCCCCCCCCUCCCCCACUGCUGAUGCCUUUGAUGUUUUGGAUGCAUUUUCUCUUCAAAUGAUCUUCAGUCAGUUUUACAGCAUUUUUUUAAUCUAAAUAUAUAUAAUUAUACAUAUCUAAAUGUUGCUUAUUUUUCCUUUUCCUUUUCCUUCGGUUGUAACUAUAGGCUUAGUUAUUGCUGUUUUGUGAAUAUUCCUGCUACUGUUGUUGACGUGUAUUAUUAUUCUUUUUAUUUUUUAUUAUUAUUAUAACAGUUUGUUUUGGCUGCAAUUUAAUUGUGGCUACUUUCUCAUUUGCAGUGUGAUAUCCAUUUAGUUGUAUAUCCAUACAGAUGUGUAUCUAUAUAGAUGUGUAUCUAUAUAGAUGUGUAUCUAUAUAGAUGUAUAUGGAUGUAGAUCUAUAUGGAUAGAUCUAUAGGUGCGUUAUCUAUUUCCAUCUACACAUGCGCCCCCUGCUGGCCGUUUGUAACUGAGUUUUCUAAACCGGAGAAUAAGAACACAGAUGUAUGUGCAAUAGAACAAGUUGGGUCCUGUCAUGUGGAGUACCCCCCCCCCCCCCCCCCCCCGCGCUCACCUGACCCCUGACCUCUCAGCGGGUGACCUCCUACGAGGUCAUACCUGUCUAUGUAGAAACAACGCGUUUCCACAGCAACAGAACAAGGGAAGCGGCUUGCUCGCAGACGGCAUGCGAUGCUGCCUGCAGACUAAGUUUGGAGAUGUCUCAUUUUUAGUCGUUAGCCAAUUCUUUUUUAUAGGCUGGCUGGGUAUUCACCAUGUGGACCUCAACAUGAUCUCAACUGACUGUUAAACGCUUGGUGCGACGCAAUCCAAGGCUGGUGAUUUUUAGUUUGCUUCGUCAGCAGUUACCCUCCCCCCCACACACCCCAUCCCCCCAAAAACAAUAAUCCUCUGGGCUCCAGGGGUGCAUCAGCUCGUACUCCUGCUAGUAAUACAACAUUGUUCUCUCUGUCGCUGCCUCUCUCAUUAAGCCCCUCCCCCAGAGCCCACGUCGGUUGUCAUGCCAACAAACGGGAGUGCCAGGGAGGGUGGGAGGGAGGUGUGUGUGUGUGUGUGUGUGUGUGUGUGUGUGUGUGUGUGUGUGUGUGUGUGUGUGUGUGUGUGUGUGUGUGUGUGUGUGUGUGUGGGUCAAAUGCAAUGCAAAAGUCGCCCAAUUUGAAACGAGAAAAAAAAAACUUUUUGACGUCAUCUUUUUGGUUCGGAUUAAUGAAUCUGUUUCCUCCGUUCAUUUCCUUCGGGGGUUUUUAUGCGGCGGUCACGUGGCUUUUCCCCGCGCUGUUAUUUGAAAAAGCGCAGAGCGACUUAUGACGUCCCACACAACACCGCUGGAAAGCACUUCCUGUUGCACCCUCUUGCUAAAGGGAAUUUUGGAGAUGAAGAGAAAAGUUUAUUUAGUUAAAGAUUAGAAAAAGUAUAUAUCUAUAUAUAUACAGUUUAUGAAUACAAUUCUGUUUGCAUAAUUUCUAUGCUAUUUUACUAUGAGGUUCACACUACGAUGACAUUAAAGAAAACGUAACUGAAUCUCAACUGCUUUUUAUUACGAUGUAACUUAUUUGUUUCAGCUUUGAUUUAUACCACCUGUGUUUUUAGUAAUGAUUUAUCAAGCACUGUAUAUUAAAGUUUUAUGAUAUCA
Molecule: messenger RNA, 7769 nt
Organism: Gadus morhua (Atlantic cod)
Lineage: Eukaryota; Metazoa; Chordata; Actinopteri; Gadiformes; Gadidae
Gene: mideasb
Product: mitotic deacetylase associated SANT domain protein b
Exons: 13
Coding region: 896-4837 (1313 amino acids)
Biological process (GO): negative regulation of DNA-templated transcription; regulation of transcription by RNA polymerase II
Cellular component (GO): histone deacetylase complex; transcription regulator complex
Molecular function (GO): transcription corepressor activity
Source: RefSeq, a predicted model, not a curated record